AUGGUGCCGGGCACGGGCAGCUUCUUUGGAAGGGUCCUCCCUCUGCUGCUCCUGCCUCGGCUCACAGAGACAAAGGACGGCUGGUUCGAUUUCGGCCUGGAUGUACCUCGCAUCCGGCGGCUGCAGUUUGCACCAACCCACUCGCGCCUGCCCAGUUUCAGCCAAGAUGCUGAAAGCCUGCGGAAAGAAGCCCAGGUGAAGUUCAGAACAGCAGAGGAGGUCGCUGGCCUGUCCAAGAUGCAAAGUGAUGAAACUGAUCUUCGAGUUGAGGGUGAUCCUCGUAAUGUACCUGGACCCGAAUGGCCGGCACAGACUCAAGAGGAGAGCAAUCAGGCAUGGCCCACUGGCCACCAGCCUGCAUCGCUUGCCGCAUGGUCGGUCAAGCAUGGAAAGCUGUCUAUGUGUUGGCAAUCCAAGGUGCUCCGAGAUAUGGAGCAUGGUUGGCCAGGACAGUGCGUUGGUCUACUGCUUGUUCAAGCGACUACAUUGACGACGUGCCGAAAUUCCUGCUUGAACGAUCCAAGGUGCUCAGUGUGGCAGUUCAAUCCUGGUCAGAUGAAUGGUGGCUGUUGGCAGGGCCAGGGUCACCACUGCGAAAGCCGCAACGGGUAUAACACGGUGCAGUUUUCGGGAGGGCAGCGGAUCCAGCACGGCAGCAUUCGAGUCAUGAGGCAGAUGAGUGGUAUUGAAGUGCAUGGUCUCCGCCCAAUCGGAAAGCUGGACAGUGAUGACCAGAGCACAAACAUCGAAAGAUGCAGGAAUGUGUGCUAUUCGGACAUUCUCUGUCAGUACUGGCAGUACGGGGAAGACGGAUGCCGAGUCGAAGACCCCACGUACAGUUCUGUGCAAUAUCCUUUGACGCUCGAGGGUGGUGCCAGCAAGACCAGCGAGUACGCCAGAAGGAUUCUGGCGGGCGAGUACAUCCAACACCUCUGUCCGCCCCGAAGCCAGCCGGAGUUUCGCGCUGCUCUGCGCAAGGACCAUCCAGAUCCUUUGGGGGAGUAUGCUGCUUGGAGGCUGGUGCCAUACGGGAUUCUCCUGGCGUUGGUCAUCCUCACGCUCUUUUGCCUGGCAUUUUGCAUCAUUGACUAUCAGGACCUUGCUGAGGAGGAGCACAUGGCAGGAGUUGAAGCUCGAAUGGCAUCCUCAAGAAGUCGGAAAGAUGCGCCCCGACGCGGCACAGAUAGUUCGCUGGCGAGGCAGACACACAGCCCGUCUUCCAAAACGGCGCAGGCUCCGCUGCCCAUGCAGCUGGCCUCGCUACCGCAGCGGAUCUUCUCCCCACCACAACAAGCUACCUUUGGGUUUUCGCCUGCCAAUGUGCCCGUUACCGGCAUCCGGCUGGCACCAUCGCACCAACCGCCUCGAGCCGAGUGUCCUGCGACUGAAAUUACGCGAUCCUGCACCAAAUGGAACUACGUUUGCCUCGACUUCAAUCAGCUUCCUUGGGCUGUCAACGAGGCAUUUCGCAUCGCAUCUUCCGGCCGACCGGGGCCUUGCCACAUCGAUUUGCCGAAGGACAUCGUUUCAAUGAAGGCGCAGGUUCCAGAAGCAAUCUUCAAAAAGGCUGCAACUUUGACCGCGGACGCGCCCCCGAUGUUGGACAUGGGAGCAGUGCAGAAGGCAGCCGAGCUCAUAAACAAGGCAAAGCGUCCCAUCCUGUAUGUAGGUCAAGGUGCCAGCCACUGUCCGGAGAUUUUGACCCAGUUGGCGAAGAAGGCCAAUAUACCGGUGACGACGACAUGCCAUGGAAUGGGCAUCUUCGACGAGCGCGAGCCUCUGUCUAUGCACAUGCUUGGCAUGCACGGGGCGGCCUAUGCCAACUUCGCGAUACAGAACUCUGACUGCAUCAUUGCCGUAGGCAGCAGGUUCGACGACCGUACCACUGGCAUUGUGGCCAAGUAUGCCCCGAAGGCCGGGCUUCUGAUGAACUGCGCGCACGUUCUCGCACGGUGCUGGGAGGGGCUCCACAUGUUAGGAUUUCCCGCUGCGGCAUCUUCCUUGUGA
Messenger RNA from Symbiodinium sp. CCMP2592, 2007 nucleotides. NCBI's taxonomy places the organism in Eukaryota, Dinophyceae, Suessiales, Symbiodiniaceae. The record is from the annotation of a GenBank genome assembly.